CAGUCAAACACUAUAACCCAGCUCCGAACUUGAAGAGAAAAGGAACUGAGGAUUGAAUUUUUCGUAACUUAAAGGGCUUUUUUUGUUAAAAUGCAACCAAAUUACAUAGUGCAAGUGAAUCAUAUUAGAAGCUAUCAUCCUGCUAUGUGAAAGGGUUGUCAAAUACGAUGAAUUGAAAGUUUAAAAGAUAAUUUUCUCGGACGCGUGCUGAUAAUAGCACAAAAGCACACACACCAUACUCAUAAAAUCAACUUGCAUUCUUCAUAUUUUUUCAUUGGCUGUUCAUGUGUGGAUGUGUGUGGUGCAAAAUAAAAUCUACAAACUAUUAAUAUUGUGGUGAAGAUGGAUUCUAAUCGAUGAUUAAAGAGCAUCGGUGAACUGAAAUAAAGUAAAAACUAUAGUUAUUACAUAAAUAAUAGAUUCGUCAAGCGCCAGAGUAAUGGAGGGAACAAAUAUGGAGGUGGAGGAGGCGGUGUCUAUAGCGACAAGGUCGAGUUCGGCAAAUAAUGGAAAGAAUGACAUCAAAGUCUCCGAGGAUGGCGUAGCUAAGUUAACGUUUGGAUUCUUGGACGAUAUGCAAGGCGGAGAUAGCAGUCUAGAACCGGGCGAAGUGAAGACACCACCUCCAGGCUCUAGUCCUGCCUCGACAAAGGAUUCUACCCCCAUGCGAACAACAAAACCCGAACCCCCUUCGAAACAGUUGGCAAGGGAAGCGUUAGCCAAAGCAAUGAAAACUGUGUCACAAAUGGAAGCGGAGGCAUGCGAAGAAAAGGUUCGAUUAAUAUUGGAAUUAGAUGCCAAAAGGCGAAGGGAGGAAAAGCUUCAGAUCGAAAAACAGCGAGAGAAAGAAGAGGAUAAAGGGGAGACGAGUAAAAAAUCUAAAGAUGAACGUAAGAGCGCUAAAAAACAUAAGAAAAGCAAAAAAACCACAAAGAAAGAUCCAAAGGAAUCUGAUAGUGAUGACAGUGAAGGUUGCAAAUCUCUGCCGAAGAAGCCUAAAACCUCAAAACUAGCCGAGACUGACGAAAGUGAAGGAUUGUGUUCGUCAGGUGAUGAAGACAGCGAUAAGUAUGUAGAAAAAGUUUCGUCGGUUGUCGUUACUGCCUCCAACGCUCCCUCAAACCGCUUUACACCACAUAUCGUACACCCCCCUCAUCCAUCUCAUCUACCGCCCGAGGCAUUUAUGGGUUAUCGUAAUCUAAAUCCUUUCAUGCGGGGAGCCCGUAUGGACUUUCCACAUGGUCGCGGUGGAUUUAUUCCGCGUGGUAGAGGCGGAAUACGUGGAGGACGAAUGCCCUUUCCGGGAUUUCGACCGCCAUUUUUUAAUGCUGGUGGUGGAGGUGGUGGUAUUUCUGGUCCCUUGGCUCGCCAUCAUGGUCCUCAGCAUAGACAACAACAUCAUACUCCACCACCCAAUCGGGGUCAUUCACCAAUACUGCCGCCCUCAACAAACUUAAUAUGGACAAAAUGUAAACCUACAAUUUCGUAUGCAUUUAAAUUGAGCAAAGAAUCCCGAAGUAAUGACAAGUUGAACCUUGGAAUUAAAUUAAACAAAGAAACGGGUCAAACAGAUGAAGAAAAUUGGGAUGAAGAAGAUAAACGCCCUGAUGGCGAUAGCCAUGACACUGAAAAACAAAAAAAGAGCAAGGACAAACAUAAAUCUUCUUCAAAAGAUAAAAGUAACAAAAAGAAAAAAAUUAAAGAAGAGAAAAAACGAAAAAGAAAAUCGCCAUCUAAAAUAAUAUCGGCGACAGCAAAGUCUUCAAAGAAGAAGAAGUCAAAGAAAUCCAGUAGACGUAAAAUAGAAAAAAUACGAAAAUCGUAUGUAAAGUCUCGAAAAUCUUCAGAAGAUACUGAAAACUCUGCCGAUAAUAAGGAAACAGAGAGUAAAGAAGAGUACAUACCAAACGAACAGGAAAUUCGCGACAAAGUACAGAAUAUGAAAGUGGAGAAAUUAGAAGCUGUUACUGAAAUAAAAAUUGAAGAUAUCACAUUGAAAGUGAAGCCUCUAAUUAUCAAGCAAGAACCACCAGAGACUGAUGAACCGACAGGAGCUGAAAAGAAAGCGUAUGACAUGUUUGCUGAAUCUCCGCCAUCUCAUUCGCUGUCAAAGAAAGACGCAGUUGAUGCUUCUGUUGGGGUGGGUGACAGUGCAGGAGAUUUAAAAGAAUUAGUAAAUACAGUGAAGCCACAAUGUGCUACUGAAAUCGGCAGUGUAACUCCACCGUUGCCCAUCAAAAGCCAGACUAAAGUACAAAAAUCUCCCACAUCUUUUCACGAUGCAAAGGAGAUACAAAAGCGUAUCGAUAAAAUACUUCAGCAGGAUGACAUCAAGUUGGAGGCAAUAGAAGCAGCCAAGGAGAAGUUAAUGCUCAAAACUCAGAAAUAUCAAAGUACAAAAGAGAAGCAACAUCAAAAUUCGAGUGUAACACAGAAAUCAAAGGAUGUGGAGAAGCAGGAAACCAAGCUCAGCGUGGAUAAUUCGUCGAAAAAAGACGAUGGCGAUACAAAAUAUCAGGAUAAAAGCGAGACAUCAAAGAAAAUUACAAUAAAUAAGGAAAAGUCAUUAAAACACAAUGACAGUGACCGACGUCGAGACACUUCAGAGCAUAAAGGUGAUGCAACUGCCAAAAACAGUAAGGACAAAGGAAGGUCUCUAUCAUCGUCUAAUAGAGACAAUCCUCAUAAAGAUAGGGAUAGGAAUGAUUCAAAAGAUAAAUUGAGACGCAAGGAUGAUCAUCGUCAUGAUUCCCGUUCAAAAUAUUCUCGUAAUCCUUUUAAGCGUUCAUCAUCACGCGAUCGUGGAUCGACUAGUAAAUCUGAUAGACACCGCCGAUCACGUUCAAGAGAUCGCGAUAACUCUUCUAAACACAAGGGUUCUUUUGAACUGAAGAAAGAUGAUAAUUCUGGAAAAUUAUCGUCUAGUCGGCGACAUAGUAGCAGCAGUGGCAGGUCCAGUUUGUUAAAUCGUUCCAAAUCAAAUGACAGAUCAGACAGCAGGAGUAAUAGUUCCAAUACUAAAGACAGAUUGCAUAAAGAAAAUAAUCGUUCGCCCGACAAUAAAUCGGCAACCAAACCAAAAUCUCCAAGUAGAAAGCUUGAUAAAAACAUAGACAGCAAAGCAAAAGGAAAGGAAAAAGACAAAAAUCCGGAUUCUACUGUAGCAUCUUUGACACCUCCUCCACCCACUACAAAAUCUGCAGAAAAGUUAGAAGAAGCCCAAAAACUCUCAAAGAAAGUGGAAGAGAAAACUACAAGAAUGAGGCCACUUUCAUUUUCACGAAGUGAAUUUCUUUCUCCCACCGAGGAGGCGGGUUCAGAUUUAAAUGACGACUCGCAAGAAUACUCUUCGCCCCCCACAAAGUCUCCAAGUGAUAAGGGCAAUAGCCCGGAUACUGACGACUACAUGGAUAAUUGGGAAAAUGAAGAAGACGUAGAUUUGGAUUUGAAUGUGCCCGAUGAAAGUUCAACUCCAAAACGUGUGUCUCCUGAUUUGAUGGAAGAAGACUCAUUUGUAACUAAAUUUGUUAAUCCUUCUCCACCACCAAAUAAUGAAGGUGCUAUAGGAAAGGAUAUGGAUACAGAACUUUGCAGUUCAGUCCACCCGGCCACACCGCCAUUAGAACUGCUAAAUGCGGAUGCGGUGUCUCAAUCAUCAAUUGCAGCCACAAACGAGAAUAAAGCCAAUCCAACACAACAAAGUCAACUAUUUGGUAUGCAAGAACUAUAUAAUCAGUUUAUUAAAAGUGUUGAAGCCUCUGGAGUAGAUAUGAAAAAUGUGACUAUUGACGAAAAUAAAUCCGAACAAGAUAAGCAGAACGAAGAACCAAUGACAUCAAAGAGUAGUGAAGAACUUCUUUCAACCUCUUCCACAUCCACCUCUUCUACUUCUUCUUCAAGUUCAUCAAGUUCUGAAGAUAAUACAUCCUCCUCAUCAUCCUCCACUUCCAGUGCAACUUCAUCCGAUGAAAGUAAUGACUGCGAAAACUUUUCAAAAACCCCGGAAAAUCCAGAAAAGAAAUUCAAGAGUGAAGUUGUCGCAGCAAAUGAAAAGAGUAAUGAUGAUGAUGAAAUAUUGAACAAAAAUCGGGAAGAAACCCCCAAACUAAUAGUAAAAACAGAACCUCGCACCCCUUCUCCAGUUCAAAAGCCUCUUGUACUAAAUCAACCAUCUGAUCCACAAAACGUAAAAACUGCAAAAACGGAAGUAGCAAAAGACUUUAAGAAACUUAGAAGCUUAGAAGCGAAUCUUUCCCGCAUACAAAUGAUGCGCGAGAACUAUGACUCGAAUGAUGAAAUUAGUGAAGAACUGCAUAAAAUGGAAAUGUUAUUUUUACAAGAGAAGAAGUUAAUAUUACAAAAGUACGCUAAAAACUCCAAUGCAACGACUGACAGCCAUAGUCAUACACCAACGAUGCCUAUUCAAUUGCCAAGUGACUCCCAAGCUCAAACACAGCCACUGCCAGAACUUGUAAAACAAGAACCGAACAAAAUAUUUGAUUCGAAUCGAGAAGCCAUUAAGUUGACUAUUUCACCCAUGAAGCUACCAUCAAAGCCGGCCAUAUUCCUUACAUCUAUGGCCGAAGACACAGAGAAGAAACCCGGCGACGACAAGGAAGAGGUAGACUUUACGGAGAAACUUGUUAAACCAGCAAAAGAAGUGGCCAUCGUCAAGCCAAUGAUGGAAAAUAAAGAAUCGCAGGAGUCGCGUUCGAGAGAUUCUCAGAGACACAAUCGCUCUCCCGUUUAUAGUUCAAGCCGUGACCGACUACGUUCACCAGCAAACUAUAGGGAUCGCAAUCGUAGAUCGUCUUCCCGAUCAAGGUUUAGCCCACAACGAAGAGGUAGAGGUCGUUCACUGUCACUUAGUCCCCCGAGGCGGAAUACCCGUAAUGUGACGCCACCAAGGAGAGGUGUAGCACCAGGUGCCAGAUUCCGUAGACGAUCCCGUUCAAGGUCUCGAAGCCGAAGUCCACUACGUCAAUUUGCUAAUAGAAGAGGAAAGGAUGUCAGUCCAUUGAGAGGCAGAAAGUUAAGCAAUCAAUUGCAUUAUAAAAAGUUUUCACGUUCAAGAGGCUCAAGAUCGAGAUCGCCUAGAUCGCCACAAAGACCAAGAUCACCAAGAACGCCACCACCAAGGAGACGUUCCUAUAGUCCAGAUCGCUACUCUCCAUUGCCAUUUAAACCUCCAUCUCCCCCCAUGCGUCGCAGUCUGUCACCAUUGAAUUCUCCCCAUUCUGAUUCACGAAGAUCACGUUCUCCACACUCUCCUAGAAGACCACGUUCUCCUCGCUCACCCAGAUCUCCACGAUCACCCGUAUCGCCUCCACAUGGAUCACGCUAUGAGGAUCACAGACAUAGACGUGAUUCUAGUUUUGAAAGGCAUUCGUCAAUUUCCCCUCACGAACAAUACUAUGGCAGCCACGAUCAAAUAUCUAGUGGUGCUGGGGUAGCUGGAACCAACUCAUCAUACUACUACAACAUGUCCCCCAAUCGCAUUUCAUUGGAUGCCCGUAUAAAUAUCGUAUUAAAUGGUCCUGGCGAAAACCCUCCAGCCAUUUACGAUGAUUACUCGAACUAUGCGCAAUAUGGUGGGGCUGCUUACAUGUCCUUACCACCGCAACCAAUGCCAGAAGCUGCCAUCGGAUCAUCUGUGGGUUAUUAUUCAAAUCCAUACGUUUCAAUGCUUCCUCCUGCGCCAACUUCUGAAGGACAUCAUAUGCCCAUAGUAUCACAGCAACACAUGCAAUCGCAUCAUUCACCUUUACCUCCUCAUCUACAAGCUCAUUCGGCCCCACACCCAUCGAGUUACUCCCCCAUACCAACUAUCAACAGUAAUAGUAUGACACACUCAGGACCACCACAAACACCGCAACAGUACUACUACAACGAUUUCGCUGCAUCGGGUGGUCGUAUCCAGCAAAUCAAUCCCGUUCUUAAAGAAUUACCAAAGGUUAGCUCUGUAGCUGUGCAGAAAGGAAAUGUUUUGGAAAUAGUACCAUCGCAUGUCCAUACAGUAGUCACAAAAUCGGAUUCAUCAAAUGUGGAUGCAUCUGCCUGUACUUCUACUGCUAUUAAAGCACAUGAUGUGGCCGCUGCAUCAGAAGCGACCACCGAUACGUCAUCGGCAAAACACGUAACAUGUUCAACAGUUUCGUGGAAGGACGAGGUUAAUAGCCGACACAUAAAAUCAGCAGUCAUGCGUUUAAAUCGGGAAGGUGAAAGUUGUAUGAGAAGCAUAUUAAAGUCAUCAGCUGAUCCUUCAAGCAAAACACAGAAAACUGAGAAGAAAAAAGUCUAUUUCGAAGAUGGCAUUUAUCCAAGUCGCGACAGUGAUGACGAGGAUCGUAAAUUAGUCGAAGAUAGAAUUCGGCGCAAGGUUUUACGUCUUCGUAAGAAGCGUGGCAUUGAACUUUUGGUAGCACGUGAUUUGUUGGGUGAUGUCAAAAUUAAGGAAUCGCCUAAAAUCGAUCCAGCUUUAGAGAAACUACCACCACCUCCUCCACCCUCAGUACCGCUUCCAGCGCAUUUGGAACAACCUAUUUAUUUAAGACCCCCCACACCGGUACCCCUUGUUUAUUUUCAUUUCGAUUCAAUGGUACACUCGAUGUAUGUUUCUCAAUUGGAAAAAGGUAUACCGCCACGACUGCUCAAUCCCAAAUGCUUACCUCCAUCGGCACCACCGGCAUCAGCACGUUCGCCGAAUGUUAAUUCACCAAACGCAACGUGCAGUAGCAGCAAAAAAGAAUUGACAACCAUGGCAGCAUUGAAUCGAGUUGGUCGUGCCGAAGGCCAUAGUUUGCAUUCGCCGAAGAUGAUGAUGUGUGAAAAGUCGCGCGAUAGCCCGAAUCAUGGAUUUUCAGACCGUCAUGCUACUAAAAAUAUUGGAAAUUUCAUAGGACCGCCUGGAUCACCGCAAUUACAACCCCCACCACAGAUACGUCAUGCUUCUCCGCCUAUGGGUUUUAUUGGCAUGCGUAUAAAUAAUUUUACCCGCCUACCCCCAUCUCCUUUAACACGUGGUCCAAUGCCCCACUUCGUGCCAUCAUUAGGUAUGCCCAUGAAUGUUAGGCAUCCGCAAUUCAAUAUGCCACCACCGGGAAUGCCGCCCGAAAAUUAUUCAGGGCCGCAAACUUUUAACACACCGCAAAAGCCUCCGCCGCCCGUCCUUAUGAAUAUGCAUCAGAGACCUCCGAAUACAGGCUACUUUGUGGGAUCACCAUCCAUGCAGCAUCCUCCACCGCCUUUACAUCCCAGUGAAAUGGAACCAAACCCACAUUCGAGAAUGGUUAGCCCGCAAGCCAUGAUAGCACCUUACAACGUAAAAAAGACUGUAAAUUGAAUGCAUGAACGCUGACGAGAAUGACAGCGUAUAGCGUAUCGAAGGUCCAUACCGGACCUGCAACUACUAUUUUCAUAUUUAUUUAAGACUUAUCCGUAAUAACAACAUAGAAAUAUCAUUUUCUAUGUAUGCAAUAUUAAUUUGAAGUAGAAUUUUGCCAAUAAGGAAAAAAACUGGUCCAUUGUGUUCAUUCAAGGACUUCAUGUUUUAUAUCAGUAAAAUACAUAACACAUUUUCAUCGCUUUUAAAUUUAGGUAUAAAUGUAAAUUUUUUCACACUACCAGCCAAAUGUUCCCACAUCUAACAAUGAAUUCAUUUAGUUUAAGUUUUCCCACAAUUGGAUAUGUGUUUCAGCUUAUAUUUUGUGUAACAAAAAGAAAACCUCCAAAACGAGUGUUCAUUGAAUUUAUAUUUUUUUAGUUACAUUUGCAUAGUUGUUUAUUUAGUUUUUCUUUUUAGUUUGUAAUCCAAAUAGUUUGUUAUACUACUACUACCACUCCUAAUAUUACACACAAAUAUAAUUAUGAUUAAUGUCUUAUUCAAUAUUAGAAUUUUAAAUACUUUGAAAAAGUUUUAAGUAGUUUAAAGAUCAAUACAAAAAUGUAAUGAAAUUGAAAACAAAACAAACAGCAAAAUGUAUUCAAUAAAGUACAUUAUAAAAAUGUG
Molecule: messenger RNA, 8008 nt
Organism: Musca domestica (house fly)
Lineage: Eukaryota; Metazoa; Arthropoda; Insecta; Diptera; Muscidae
Gene: l(3)psg2
Product: serine/arginine repetitive matrix protein 2
Exons: 4
Coding region: 440-7342 (2300 amino acids)
Source: RefSeq, a predicted model, not a curated record